This is a messenger RNA of Megachile rotundata (alfalfa leafcutting bee), 1928 nucleotides long. Its product is annotated as cardioactive peptide. NCBI's taxonomy places the organism in Eukaryota, Metazoa, Arthropoda, Insecta, Hymenoptera, Megachilidae. The record is from RefSeq and is a predicted model, not a curated record.
UAUAAUUUACAACAUAAUUUAGCAAUUUUAAUCGACACGAUUUCGAAGCGAUCGAAGAACAUUUAAAGAAACGAAAUAACGAAAAGAAAGUUGGAAAAUUUAAAUAAAAGAGAAUAAACGGAGAGUGUUUGCCAAGGGUUGAACGACCUUAUAGUAACUCAGCGGGUUCUGAUGUGCGAACGUUGUAAGUACUUAGCCCCUUUUGCUUUCGUUUGAUUUACACAGGGUUUGUUAUCGGUUAGCCUUUCGUAAGCUAUUUCUUGACAACGAUUUGAACGUUGCUCGAUGCUUGAACCUUCUGUUUUCGGUAUUUGCAUAUUUACCGAAUCUCACUGAUGGUCAUUCGAUACGCGUAUCACGAGGGGGAAGAUGGGGAAAUCCAUUAAAAUCUUUUAUAGCCGUUUUCGAGAAAUUGUUGAUUCCGUUGCGGGCCUCGCGGAAUUCUAUGCUAUAAUAUUAUAACAAUAUUAUUUAUUAUAUUUAGCGAUUGCUUGUUUUCUACAUACAUGUAUGUAUAUAUGAUAAAAUGUGGUUGCAUCGAAGCGGUAAAAGAUAAACGGUUCCUAAGAUCCUUCGAAGUUGGACGGACGCGUGACCUAUCGUUACAGCUGCCAAAUGAAGGCGAAGAAGACGGAACAACGGUAGAUGCAUAAUUUCUGCAUAACGAAUAACAGAAUGUACGCGAGACUAACCGUGAUUCCUUACAAAGAGCAUUAAACACAUCGUUUCGAGGACCAUUACGAACGGUCAUGCGUUCUUUGGGGCGCAUGCAUUUACGCCCUCGAACGGUCACGAAGAGAGGGGGUGGUAUUUGAAGAGCUGACGCGCGAUUUCAUCCCUCACACGCCAAACUUGAUUCCUCACGCGAGUUACAAACCUUUUUAGGAAGAUUCAGCGAAAAUAGGGAAAGUUUAGUAAUCGAGAAUAGUGGUUCUGUAAACUCCGUAUCAAGGGAUUCUUCCUCUCGACUCGCGAAAGUUAAUCGUAAACCUGAAGAUUCGGCAUGAAGGCAAUCAAAUACGUCUGCUGCGUUUUGGUGCUUGUAUGUUUCGUGAACGCUGUGCAGACCGAGAAUUCUCGAAGUAAGAUCGAUCGACAAUUGUUCGACGCGUUCGCAACUGACGAAUCUUCGAAAUCGAAGAGACCUUUUUGCAAUGCUUUCACCGGGUGCGGAAAGAAGAGGAAUUUCCAGGAAAAUCCGAUAAAUUUUCAGGGAAACAUGGAAGGGGAUGUUAAUAUUCGACUUCCACUGUCCGUUUACAAAGUAUUGUUGAGAGCAGCUUCGCAAAAUAUUCGGAACACGAUUAAUCGUGAAUCGAACGAAUACGAAUUUUCAGGAAUUCCACGUGUUUAUCUUUCUGGUAAAAUGCCUCUUCGCAAGAGAUUCGAUGACCCAUCGACUUCUUUCGAAUGAUUUGCUCUUUUCAGUUGGAAAUGCACCAACCGUGCGUGAUGAACGUGUCGUUACUUCGCGUUAUAAUUGGACUGCGAAUAUUUAUCGAAAUCAGAUUUUCACGAUAUAUUUUUCUUGUUGAAAUGUCGCUAGAGAAAGUAGCAUUUUAUUCUUUUUCGUUGUAACAGGUAUCGGAGACAUAUUUUCUCGAAUUUCGUUCUAUAAAGUUAUAAAUAUACACAUAAAAAUCCGCAGUCCAGUUCUAACAAUAGGUAUUUUAAUGUUUAUUUUUCUUCCCUCUUCUUUCUUCGUUUAAAAUUUAAACAACUUAUAAACACGCGCAAACACACACACACACACACACACACACACACAAAACAGAAGUAGUUGAAUAGAUAUAAUUUAUUUGACAAUGUUUCUUGUACAUUUACCAGAACCGAAAUAAAAUUGAUAAUAGAAGUAACGAUAAUCGUUUGUUCUUAACCUUAAAUAAAAAUGAUCGAAAGUGGGUGCGCUUAGCGUACAUGUACACGUG